Clonostachys rhizophaga is the source of this 903-nucleotide messenger RNA. The record is from the annotation of a GenBank genome assembly. NCBI's taxonomy places the organism in Eukaryota, Fungi, Ascomycota, Sordariomycetes, Hypocreales, Bionectriaceae.
AUGUUAUCCAUCACAUCUCUGUUGGCAGACAAACCAACGGCCGCCCCGGAUAGUGUGGAGACCCGUCCGGUGUCCAAAUUCAAGCUUCUCCCACCCGAGAUCCGACUCAAGAUAUGGUCCUGCGCCAUUGAGCCAAGGGUAAUUCUGUUGGCUGAUCUCGCCCAGAAGCCAUGCUCGUACCCCCUGCCAGGGGUCACGCAACUGAACACGGAGGCGCGAGACGUGUCUCGGCGAGGGUACGAACCGGUUGGCAAUGGGUCGUUUGUCCAAUUCUCUAAAGAUAUGCUCCUGUGUGAUCAUGUAUUCACUGAGCAGCGUCCUAAUCCCCUGCUGGAGACAAUAGCCCCAAGGAUUGAGCGCGCCAUCUUCUGGGACUGCAUACCUGACGAGAGAGUCAGACGCCCGGCCGACUACUCGACUUACCUCUCUACCUUCUACGGGGGGAACCGGACUGGGCACAUCUGCUUUGACAAGCUCUGGUUUCCGAAUCUACGUGAAUACUGGUUCAUCAAAGUUGGGGAGGUGGACAAGGAGUGGAUGAUAAGCUCCGAUCGCAACGCGUCAUUCGACACCCGCACCCAGCAGAUGGCACGCGAGUUUAAUUACUGGGUAAACGACAACAUUGUCGAAAUGGCGCAUCUCGACAUGCGAGAUUCGGGGGCGCAGACGGUGCUUCGUGAGGGGCGCUGCAGCCUGGAUAAUUGCCGGUCGCUGAACCGUGGCCGGAAUCAUAUCAUGUCCAAGGUGAAUUUCAAAGACGGCAACUACCAGGCCCCGGAUGAUGGAAGAAGCUGGCGGGCGGAUCGUGAACCACACAAGAUGGGCACUGGUCGAAAGAAGCUUGACAUUUAUGCUGCGUCACGACUGGCCAAGCUCACAACAUGGGCCCAGGAUGAAGCGUGA